UUUAUUUAGUUUCCUGAAAUGAAAGUAAAAGUUUGUCAGAUCAGGGCUGAAGUCAAAGCAAAUCAUUUUGUUUCUGUCUGAAUGGAAAUAAACUGAGUUCAUCUGUUCUUUCUCAUCAACUGAGUGAAAUACUGAGGUCAGACAUGUCUGCUGGCAGCAACCAGAGAUCUGAGGAUCAGUUUCUGUGCUCCAUCUGUCUGGAUGUGUUCACUGAUCCAGUCACCACGCCAUGUGGACACAACUUCUGCAAGAACUGCAUCACCCGACACUGGGAUGUUAAAGACAGCUGCCAAUGUCCAAUGUGUAAAAAAAUGUUCAAGACGAGACCUGAUCUGAACAUCAACACCUUCAUCAGAGAGAUGGUUGAUCAGUUCAGACGUGAACGUCAGCAGGAAGCCAGCAGCAGCAGCUCAGAGCAACAAGCUGCCAAACCAGGAGAAGUUCCCUGUGACGUCUGCACUGGAACCAAACUGAAGGCCCUGAAGUCCUGCCUGGAGUGUCUGACCUCCUACUGUCAGACUCACCUGGAGCCUCAUCGGACAGCUUCAGGUCUGAAAAGACAUCAGCUGAUGGAGCCUGUGGAGAACCUGGAGGACAGGAUGUGUAGGAAGCACGAUAAACCUCUGGAGCUGUUCUGUAGGACAGACCAGACAUGUGUCUGCAUGCUCUGCUCUGUUUUAGACCACAAGACUCAUGAGCUUGUUCCUCUGAGAGAAGAAUAUGAAGGAAAGAAGGCAGAGCUGGGGAAGACAGAGGCUGGAAUCCAGCUGAUGAUCCAGAAGAGACGACUGAAGAUUCAGGAGCUGAAAGAGUCGAUGAAGAUCAGUAAAGAUGCUGCAGACAGAGAGACAGCAGAAGGUGUUCAGGUCUUCACUGCUAUGAUAAAAUCCAUUCAGAGAGGUCUGGACCAGCUUGUAGAGGAGAUCCAAGACAAGCAGAAAACUACAGAGAAACAGGCUGAAGACUUCAUCAUAGAUCUGGAACAGGAAAUCUCUGAGCUGAUGAAGAGGAGCUCUGAGGUGGAGCAGCUCUCGCGCUCUGCAGACCACCUCCACCUCCUCCAAAGCUUCUCGUCCCUGAAAGCUUCUCCACCCACCAAGGACUGGACAAAGGUCAGAGUCCAUCCACCAUCAUAUGCGGGGACUGUGGUGAGAGCUGUGGACCAGCUGGAGGAGACACUCAGGAAAGAGAUGAAGAAGAUGAUGGAGGCUGAGCUGAAGAAGGUCCAGCAGUAUGCAGUGGACGUUACUCUGGAUCCUGAUACAGCAAAUCCUAAACUCAUCCUGUCUGAUGAUGGAAAACAAGUUUAUCAUGGUGAUGAGAGGAAGAAUCUUCCAGAGAGAGCAGACAGAUUUUCUCAAUGUGCUAAUAUUUUAGGACGUCAGAGUUUCUCUUCAGGCAGAUUUUACUUUGAGGUUCAGGUUAAAGGAAAAACUGACUGGGAUUUAGGAGUCGCCAGAGAGUCCAUCAACAGGAAGGAAAAGAUCACACUGAGUCCUCAGAAUGGUUUCUGGUCUAUAUGGUUGAGAAAUGGAAAUGAGUACAAAGCUCUGGCUGAUCCUUCAGUCCGUCUCCAUCUCCAGUCUGUUCCUGAGAAGGUGGGGGUGUUUGUGGAUUAUGAGGAGGGUCUGGUCUCCUUUUAUGAUGUAGAUGCUGCAGCUCUGAUCUUCUCCUUUACUGGCUGCUGCUUCACUGAGAAACUCUACCCGUUCUUUAGUCCCUGUAAUAACAAUGGUGGUAAAAACUCAGCUCCUCUGAUCAUCUGUCCUGUCAAUUAAACUGUCUGAUGGUUUUUAUAGAGAAGCUCCAUGAAGACUGAAUCUGUUUCUUCCACAGUGGGGAUCACCAAAUCCGGUCCUGGAGGGCGGGUGUCCUGCACCUGAUUCAAAUAACAUGGAUCUCCACCAGCUUGUUGUCAAAUUCUGCAUCAAGUCUGUUAAUGAGCUGAUCAUUUGAAUCAGGUGUUGCUGCAGGGACACAACCAACACCUGCAGGAUACCGACCUCGAAGACCAGAUUUGGUGAUCCCUGGUCUACAGUUUUAGUCUGAGUGUCUCUGUAGGUGAAGUUCUACUAGUGGACUGAUGAGGAUGGAAAUGUCCUCAGCAACAAGUCACCAGAGGCCUGUCCUACAAAGCAGGAUAAACAUACCCGCUAUAUCUCUGCCUGUUUCUAAAAAUAUCCUCCACUAAUUUCUGAAACUGACGUCAGAACUUGGAGGUGAACUCUGAGCUCUCCACUGGCCUCUGGUGGAUGUAUUAACCAAAAACAAUGAGAAUGUAAAGGACACAUGGGGGUAUGAGGGGUGGAGACGUUUGAAUCAGAUAUGACUACUGAAGGACUUAACGGAGCAUUAAUGGACCUUUAGUCUGAUCCCUCUGACUUUCACAUGAUUGUUAAAUGAGGGUAAAUAAGUGAUGUAACAGCUCUGACAUUUUUAAAUGUAAGAAAACAUGAAAACAACAUGUGACUCUCCAGGGAGGAUGAGCAAAGUUUAUUUAUGUUCAGGAAUGUCAGAACAGUGAGUGGACAUGAAAGCUGCUGCAGGCCUCUGCAGGUGGACACUUCAAAGCUCUCUGCAGCUACACAUCAGCUCUGUUUGCUUUCUGGAAGCUUCUACACAUCUGCAUCAGACUCCAUGGUCACACCUGAGGCUGCACAGGUUGAAUUAAAGCCGUUCCCUCCACUAACUGGGACUUCAGGUCUGCAGAUGGUGAAGAUCUACUUUUGACUUUUGCUUGUUUAAACCUUCCUGAUGUCGUGUUGCAUCGUUUCCAGCUGGGAUUCAUUCUUCCUUCAGACCAGACUCCAGUUUAACUUCCUCUAAAAUGACCAUCAAGUCACGUCAGUCGAACUGCAGCUGAAUUAAAGUGUUUUUAUGAUUUUAUUCACCCAUAAAUUUGUCCUUCAUUAAAUAAAAGAAUCACUAAUUAAAACCA
This is a messenger RNA of Melanotaenia boesemani (Boeseman's rainbowfish), 2938 nucleotides long. Its product is annotated as E3 ubiquitin-protein ligase TRIM21-like. The record is from RefSeq and is a predicted model, not a curated record. Lineage: Eukaryota; Metazoa; Chordata; Actinopteri; Atheriniformes; Melanotaeniidae. The transcript has 2 exons. Gene Ontology annotation, molecular function: zinc ion binding; protein binding. Bases 144 to 1778 code for a protein of 544 amino acids.